Carya illinoinensis is the source of this 1120-nucleotide messenger RNA. RefSeq names its product protein LOL1-like. NCBI's taxonomy places the organism in Eukaryota, Viridiplantae, Streptophyta, Magnoliopsida, Fagales, Juglandaceae. The transcript is spliced from 6 exons. The coding region runs from base 390 to 830 and encodes 146 amino acids. The record is from RefSeq and is a predicted model, not a curated record.
CUCUCUCUCUCUCUCUACCGUUUUUUUCUCCUCUAGCUUCUUUCCUUAUUGGUAGGAAGAGAUUGAAAUGUGGCUGAGGAUGAAUGACUGAAAUAUUAUCGUGGCAAUGUAUCUAACUAUCAAUUGACUACAGACCCAAAAAACUUUAUCAAUUGUCAGCCUUUAGAACGAGAGAUCAGCCCCUGAAUUGUCAUAGGGCUUUAAGUAUGGAUAAAACUAUGGGAAUUCUAACCCCCCUUUUGUCAUUAAUUAAAAUAUUAGUACUUUUUCCCAUUGUUUUGACAACCUCUUUGCAUGGAAUAAGAAUGGGAGGAUUAGAGCGUUCUGCAUGUCUCUGGCAGUAAACUACAAAGAGCUUGGAAGAGAGAGUAUUUCUGUGAGAUUUUAUUAUGCCAGUUCCGCUUGCUCCAUAUCCGACACCUCCAGCGCCAUAUACACCACCUGCAAAUGGUGCACAGAGCCAUCUCGUGUGUUCUGGAUGUCAAAACCUUCUACUUUAUCCUGUUGGAGCAAUGUCUGUUUGCUGUGCUGUUUGCCACGCAGUCACAGCUGUGCCACCUCCAGGCACAGAAAUGGCCCAGUUGGUUUGUGGCGCCUGUCACACCUUGCUCAUGUUCAUCCGUGGAGCAACAAGCGUGCAAUGCUCUUGCUGUCACACAGUCAAUCUAGCCAUGGAAGCAAACCAGGUGGCGCACGUCAAUUGUUGCAACUGCAGGAUGCUAUUGAUGUACCAAUAUGGAGCCCAAACCGUGAAAUGUGCCGUCUGCAAUUUUGUGACAUCAAUUGGGGCCUCAGCAAGCAUGACUGAACAGAUCAAGUACAACAAUUAAAACUUCUGUACAUGAACUAAGUUGUUGUUACAGAUUCUACAACCUGGUUUUUCAUAUCAUGAAACUGCCCAUCAGUGCAUCUUUCAGCAUUGCGUGAUGUUUUUGAUGAUGAAUAAAUGUUGGGAGUUUGGAAGUAUGAAAACUGCUCUGUCAGAAGACUUUUUGAGUGCUUUUGGAACCGUUCAGAUAAGAAGAACUUCAUUUUCCUUUGACAAGUGUGUAUUUAUUAAUGACAUUAAGCACACGAGAAUAAUACUUUGCAUGAGAUGAUUUCUGCUUUUGAUUUUUCA